GAAAGUGACCACAGCCGAAGCCUAUCCAGCCCUCUGAGCGGUGGGACCGCGACCAAACGGACUCGUUCACCCCCGGUGACUGUUUACCACCUGAGAGAGACACCGAGCGCAGCAGCAGAGGGAGGGAGGGACGCUCGCUUUGGGAGCAGAUUGCUUGUGAAGGAAUCACUGUGGCUGCUUUUUCUGUGUUUUUUUUUCUUAGUGGGGUAAUUGCGCACAGCGGAUCCAUGAAGACGCAGACAGGUUUUUCACUCUGGGCACCAGCAGACAGCGGGAACAGGGAGUGAUUCACCCCGCUGCCUCCAGCCACCCAUGCCGGGCAUUAGCUCCACCGCUCCUCGUUAUGAAAACCGGGACAUGGACCACCUCGACCACUACCAACAUUAUUUCUACGACGACCACGACCCGGACGAGGAUUUCUUCAAGUCCACUGCGCCCAGCGAGGACAUAUGGAAGAAAUUCGAGCUGGUGCCGACCCCGCCCAUGUCCCCUAUCCGGGCGGUGGAAGGGUCGGGCAGGGUCGGACUGCUCUACCCGUCUCUCGGAGACAAGCUGGAGUGGGUGUCCCAGUUCUUGGGGCAGGAGGAUGAGCAGCAGCAGCAUCAGCAGGAUGUGCCGUGCAAGCUGGCUACGACCGGCGAUUCGUUCGGGAACCUAAGCUCCAUCAUCAUCCAGGACUGCAUGUGGAGCGGCUUCUCGGCCGGACAGCAGCUGGAGAGAGUUGUAGGGGAGCGGUACUCUGCCUGUCCCGGGACCGGAGUGGCCGCUAAAGUCGCAGCCGGGUCCGCACUCACCUCCCCCGGGAGGGUGCAGAGUGGCCCCGGUGACACUGUUGCCCUCGGCGGCUUGGCUGCGGACUGCGUGGACCCCGCCGCGGUUCUCACGUUCCCCAUAACAGGCGGAUGCAAGAAACAAGUGUCUUCUGGUUCCGAGUCACAGAGCGACUCUUCAGAUGAUGAUGACGACAAAGAUGAGGAUGAAGAGGAGAUUGAUGUGGUCACGGUGGAGCACAAGCAGCAGCGUAAACCUCGCCGACUGGUCAACACCCGCAAGCCAGUGACCAUCACGGUGCGAGCUGACCCCUUCGACCCCGGCAUGAAGCGUUUCCACAUCUCCAUCCACCAACAGCAGCACAACUACGCCGCCCCCUCCCCGGACACUCUGCCGACAGCGCCCGAGCCGCCGCGGAAGAGGGUUCGGCAGGAGAACGCAUCGGCUCAGGCGACGCCGCCGCCUGCCCAGAACUCUAGUUCCCACCAGCCCCGGCCUGGCCACGCCCCGCUGAACUUGGACAGCAGAAAGCCUCACGUGACCGUGGCCAGGUCGGAGUCACCUAACCUCAGCGCCUCCUCUCCUACCUCCUCCGCCUCGCCGUCAUCUCCUUCCUCCUCCUCCUCAUCCCACCCCCAGAGCUCCCCUUCAAAGCCCCCCUCCUUCUUGCACCUCUCUAGCCCGCAGUCGUCCGACUGCGAGGACACCGACAAGCGCAAGGCGCACAACUUUCUUGAGCGCAAGCGGCGGAACGACCUGCGCUCGCGUUUCCUGUCGCUGCGGGACGAGAUCCCGGGCUUGGCGGACUGCCCCAAGACUCCCAAGGUGGCCAUCCUGACCCGAGCCACCGAGUACCUGCAGCAGCUGCACGCCAGCGACCGACAGAAGGCUCAGGAGAGGAAGCAGCUGAAAGCCCGGCAGCUGCAGCUGCUGCAGAGGCUGGCGCAGCUUAAGCGCUCCUGAAUCUGACCCGGCACCUCACACGUACACUCACAGGACUGAACGGGACUCUGUGAGGAUGAAAAAACACUAAUGUUCACUUGGAAUAGUGCGGGUGGAUUUCAUUUUUUUCCUUUUCUUUUGUUUUUCUUGUUUUUGUUUGUUUUGUGGUUUGCACAUUAGCUUCUGAGUGACUGACGAGGCCACAAGCCGUCAUGACAGCAAGCUUAGGGACUGAUGAUCGCACGGGGGCAUCCGUGGAUCGGUGUAUGCGUGGGCUUUCAGUUUUAGGUUUGUCCAGCCCCCCCCCCCAUCAUGAAAUAUUGUCCACACUGUCGCUCGUUACGGCCUGCCGCGUUUGUUUGACGAAACUGCCGCGACUGUGUCGUUAACUGCUGCACCGCCUCCUCGAUUGUGACAGACUCUUGUCGCGCUUGCACAGCUGCGACAUCUCCCUGCGAUGUCUUUGUGUACUUUCCAUCACAUGGCCCCCAAGUUCUUGAUAUCCAACAUGUUGACCCUUUGUUUUUCUUUUUAUCUGUCAUUGUCCUCAAAUCUCUUUCCCUUUCUUGUUUUCGUCACACUACUUCCAUCCCCUACCCCCUUUCUAACCUCUGGCCAGCCAGAGAUGCGGAGCAGUUAAUGAUGCAGUGUUAUCGUGCGCAUCUCGAGCAGAUGAAGUCCCGACUCCUCUGCCUGCAGGUUCCAGAUUGCAGCUUUCGGUAUCUUACCCCCUCAAUCGUCAGACGUUUCAAAAGCAUCGGCUUUGCCCUUCUAUUUCGUAGCGUUAUUUGGAGAACAUAGAAAUUUAGCAAAAAUCCCAAGAAUGUUCCCCCCUGUCUUUUCUUAUUGUGCCAUGGAGAGCAGCCAGAAGAUGAAUGUCAGCAUCCCUUAGUUAACUAAGAGAAACUUUUAGAAGGACCUGAUUUGAAAUCUUUGUCCCCCCCCCUCAAAAAAAUGCCUGUAGAUGAAGCCCACUGAGGGUCAGCUGUAUGUUUUUCAUCUUGCUGUCUCAUGAAGUUUUUUUUUUUUUCCUGUUUUUUGCAUUGAUGUAAUGCCUUUAGAAGCCUUUCAGUGUAUGUAGACUGUCCAGUUGGAUGUUAUGUAUAUAGUACACUUCCUGUACAGUCCCUUCCAAACCAAAACCAGAGCUGUCUACUAUACUCGCCCUAGUUGGUUUUUUGUUUUUUGGCUCAAGCUUGCUGGCUUUUCAGAGACAACUCAAAGCUUCUAUUUUUGUUAAUAAAAUGAUUAUUAAAAGGAAAAAAAAAAGUCAAAAUAAAACACUUUGAACGUUGAUCACACUAGUCACUUUGUCACAAUGUUUUUCAUUUGUUAUUGUUUUCAGAGCCUCCUUGUUUUCAUACUUGUGUGUUUCUGGGGUUUCUUCAUUUGUUUAAAGAAUAAAUCAGACCAGGCAGAAGUUUUUAUACUAUAUUUUCCUACCAAGUUGUGUUUCAGUGUGAGCUAAUGACUGUUUUUUGGUUAAUCGCAGUGGACUGGGCUUUAUUGGUGGUUUAUGUGCUGAAAGUUGUGUAUCUUGAUUGGAUACCCCACCACAAACAAUUCAAUCACUAUAGCUGUAACGCUCUUAGAUCUAGUGCAGGUGUUAUGGAUGGUGUGUGUGGACUUAAGAGGAUCUACUGAUGAAACUUUCGGCUGUGUGUAGCCUUGAUGUCGAUGCUUUCUGCUUUUUCUUUUUUUGUUUUCCUGUUUUUGUGCAAGCCUGGUGCUGCCUGUUGUCCUGUAAGCCAUGCAAUAGGACACUGUAGCCCCGGAUCGAGUACUGUAAACGAUGAGUAGCAUGUCCAGCUUCGCCCGCUCUCAGGAAAAUCCAUGUAGUCUGCAGCUUUUGUAUCAGGGCUGUAGACUGUGCUUUUGGAAGGGGGGGGGGGGG
Molecule: messenger RNA, 3607 nt
Organism: Pelmatolapia mariae (spotted tilapia)
Lineage: Eukaryota; Metazoa; Chordata; Actinopteri; Cichliformes; Cichlidae
Gene: myclb
Product: MYCL proto-oncogene, bHLH transcription factor b
Exons: 3
Coding region: 313-1734 (473 amino acids)
Biological process (GO): regulation of transcription by RNA polymerase II
Molecular function (GO): DNA-binding transcription factor activity, RNA polymerase II-specific; RNA polymerase II cis-regulatory region sequence-specific DNA binding; protein dimerization activity
Source: RefSeq, a predicted model, not a curated record